Molecule: messenger RNA, 966 nt
Organism: Paramecium octaurelia
Lineage: Eukaryota; Ciliophora; Oligohymenophorea; Peniculida; Parameciidae
Source: the annotation of a GenBank genome assembly
AUGAACUAAGAGCUUCUUCUUAAAUUUUUUAAUGACGAACCAUUUAAAUCUGAACGUAUGUGUGGAUUAACAAAUUUCGUCUAUAAGGUUUCCACAGCCAAGGAGUCGGUUAUAUAUAGACGUUAUACUUCUACGUUUCGACUGUUCUAAAAUCGAGAAAGAGAAGUGAGGUUUCAACAAGAACUUGCAUAAUUAGAAUUGGCACCAAAAGUGUUAUAUUCUGACAAUUUAUAAAGGAUAGAGGAAUAUUGGCCAUACUCUCCUGUGACCCUAUCGGAAAUAAAAGAGGAUUACAUAGAGGUGGCAAGGAUGCUUGGUUCAUUCCACAAAUUGAGAAAUAGAAAUUCAUUUGUCGAAAUAUUUGAUACUCCUUCUAUUUAUUAGUGGUUGCACAAUGUUAAUUUAAGAGAUGAGAUUUUCGACGUAAUUACAGAUUGCAAUUGUUAAAAAUUAUAUUCGACAUUUGAGUAAGUUUUCUCAGAUCAAAACUAAACUUUUAUUUUGGGAUUGUUCAAAGAUCCCUCCUUCAGCGAAUUGCCAUUGGUGAUUGCACAUAAUGAUUUGAAUGCAACGAAUUUUCUAAAGGACAAAAGAUUGAUGAAAUACCACCUGAUCGAUUUUGAAUUUGCAGGGCUGAAUUACCCAGGCUAUGAAUUGGCUAACUUUUUUAAUGAAAUGGAAUGGGACUAUACAUUUUCAGAGCCUCCCUAUUUUAAAAUUAAGGAAGGAUGGCAAGAAGAUCUAAAAUUAAAUUUUAUAAAGGAGUAUUGGAAAGAAUACGCAAAUUCUGAUGAGAUACCCAAGGCACUAUUGCGACAAAUAGAAAUAGGAGGAAUAUUGUAAAACUAUUUUUGGAUGUUGAUUGGUGGUCUUUCUCUGAAACAGGAAUAACAGGGAAUAGAUUUGGUCUAUUAUGUAAACAGAAGGAUGACUAAUUUUAAUAAGGUUUUGAAUUUAACACAAUGA